Molecule: messenger RNA, 195 nt
Organism: Jaculus jaculus (lesser Egyptian jerboa)
Lineage: Eukaryota; Metazoa; Chordata; Mammalia; Rodentia; Dipodidae
Product: U6 snRNA-associated Sm-like protein LSm6
Exons: 2
Coding region: 1-195 (64 amino acids)
Source: RefSeq, a predicted model, not a curated record
AUGAGUCUGCGGAAGCAAACCCCCAGUGAUUUCUUAAGGCAAAUCAUUGGACAGCCAGUUGUGGUAAAAUUAAAUUCUGUUGUGGAUUAUCAAGGGGUCCUGGCCUGGCUGUGCAGCUGUGUGAGCAUAGCACAGGAACGGGGAGAGGGGGAUAGACAAAUGGACAGCUGGAGAAUAUUUUAUUUAUUUACUUGA